AAGUCGCUGAUUUCAAAUCGGAUCCCGUUCCGCCGUCCCUGUCUUCAGCGUAUUUUAGUUUAGGCACAGAACUGAUCCCGGAUCGGUCGCGUCACGGCGUCGUGUUAGCUUCCUGUGUGCUGCGGCUCAGUCGGCUUUCAUUUGCCAGCUGGCGCACCAGACGAGCUGGUCCGAGGUAGCAGGCGGUCCCUUCGCAGCUCACCUGUCAGCUGGAGGCCGGCCGGAGUGAACAUGAAAUAUAUGUAAAGUAGCUGGUCUGAAAGCGGGGGUCCCUGUCAUUUCCUUGCGCCGACCACGGCGGCUGCGUUUAGCGCAGUUGGUCGGAAAGCGGCCGCGGACGGAGCACCAUGUCUGCCUCCGCCACCGGCGAACCGGCGGCGAAGAAGAAACAAGUCCGCUUCGCCCGGGUCGGGGAGGACGAAGACAAUGAAGACCAGGAUGAGGACACGCUCUUCGAUAAGAGGAAGGACGCCCGGGGCGGGCUGAAGGGCGUGAUGAAGCGGGUCCGCAGGCUGGACGGAGCCGGAGCCCACAGGGUGGCCGUGCUGGGGCCGGACGGCAGCGCCCACGGGACCUGCAGUCAGUGGAUGGUUACGGUUGCUCUCUGCGCCUCCUUUCUUGGCCUGGGAAUGAGCAUCUCAGUGCUGGGCCCCACGUUCGGAGACCUGGCCACUAACGUCAGACAGAGCAUCAGCAACAUCUCCUACAUCUUUGUGGGGCGCUCUGCGGGCUACAUGGGGGGCUCGGUGGUGGCUGGGUUCCUCUUUGACAUCAUGAACCAUCAUCUGCUUCUCGGCUUGUCUAUGCUGCUCACAGCUGUUGGCAUGAUUGGAGUUCCCUUCUGUAAAAGCGCCAUUCUGCUCACACUCCUCAUUUCCUGUGUUGGAGUUUCGAUGGGGUUUCUAGAUACAGGUGGCAAUGUCCUCAUCCUGAAGACGUGGGGGGACCGGGCCGGACCGUACAUGCAGGCCCUGCACUUCAGCUUCGCCGUUGGGGCCUUCAUUUCACCCAUCAUCUCCAAGUUGCUGUUCGGGAGCACCGAUCACUUGGAGAACAGCAAAGUCUUCGGCUCGACUACUGAGUCUUCCCCAAGCACUACGGAAGGAUCCGUGCCUCCUCUGAAAGACCCGACGAGCAAACUGAUCAAAUCCACCCUUCAUCUGGCCCAUGCGCCUAUCUCCAAGUCCAUGUGGGCCUACAUUGUGAUUGGGGUCUUUUUGCUGCUGGUCUCCCUCCUCUUCUUUGUCCUCUAUUCCCGGAGCAGCCCAGCUCAGGACAUGGCCAAGAUCUCCCCGGGGAAACCGCGGAUGGCCAAGUACCACAAUGCCCUCAUUCUUCUGCUCUUCUUCUUCUUCUUUUGGUAUGUAGGAGCAGAGGUAGCCUACGGCUCCUUCAUCUUCACUUAUGCCAAGGACGUGACUCAUAUGGCCCAGUCUCGGGCUGCUGGACUUAACUCCCUCUUCUGGGGCACCUUUGCUGCCACCCGGGGCCUGGCUAUCUUCCUAGCAGCCUGUAUGAAGCCGGGCACCAUGAUCCUGCUGAGCCUGGUGGGCUGCACGCUGUCCUCCCUGCUGAUGGUGCUCUUCAGCCGCAACAGGAUGGUGCUUUGGUCCUGCACUGCCCUCUAUGGCGCCUCCAUGGCCACCACUUUCCCUAGCGGCAUCUCCUGGUUGGAGCAGUACACCACAGUGACGGGCCGCUCUGCGGCAGUGUUCGUGGUGGGGGCGGCACUGGGAGAGAUGGUGCUGCCUGCUGUCGUGGGAUUACUCCUGGGGAUUGUGCAGGAGCUCCCAGUGCUGAUGUACCUGUCCCUGGGCACGGCCACCAUCACCUCCAUCCUCUUCCCCGUCAUGUACAAGCUGGCCACCUCGCCUGGUGGAACAACCUGGAGGCCACGCGACAAGCCUGGGGCCGAUGACAGUGAGCACUACCAAGCCCUUCUGGACACCGGCGCCAAUGAGGAGGAGGAGGAGGAAGAAGAUGAGGCCGACCAGUGGAACGACACCGACUUUGAAGUCAUCCAGAUGGACGACGCCAGUCUCAGCUCGCCGGACAGAACGACGUCUUCGGCGGCCGCUAUGGAUGCCGCAGAAGCCCCUGAGGAUUCCCCGGUGACCCCGACGACAACCGACCUUACGCCCGAGCCAGCCGAUCCCCUGGAGCUCACCAACUCCCCAGUCACUCUCCUUGGAGACUCUCCCAGGGGGUAACCUCUCAUUACCCUGGACAGAGAAAAGAGAGACUAAAGACGCUGUUGCUGGGAGGUUGACGAGCUCGUGAGAAAAUCAUCGGAGGACAUUCUGCUGCCCGUCUCCCGUUCGCAUGCCCCCAGAUGUCAGGUCCUGCCCCCUGAAACGAGCUCAAGCUCACAGACAGCGGCAGCUGCUGGGUUGGUGAUGCUUCAGUGUGGGGAAAAGUUACUCGCAGCUUUGAGGAAGCUGUGUUGAAUGUACCCUGUAUUUCUUGAGUAUGUUCUGUUACGUGUCCUGGUUAUGCUUAGACUACGAACCACAGUUGCUUUACAGCUGUUUCUCUCAGAGCAAUGUAGGUAAUUGACUUUUUCUUUUACAGACUUAUUGUGUUUGUUAUGAAAUGAUAUAUAUUAUAUUUUAUGCGGUAGGCCCUACUUAAUGGGCAAGUAUGAUGCACAACAUUCAAGGUACGGUCUGUAUAUUAGCAAAAAAAAACAAUUUUGGACUUAAAUGUAGGGUAUAACCAUAGUGCAAUUAAAUGGUAAAGCCAUUAUACUAAGUAUAAUCGUUUAAUAUAUAUUUUGGUAUAGGUUUUUUAAAAAAGUAGACCCCUGUAUCCCAAUCCAGUCCAUGUUUUUGCUUUCUCUUAGCUCCCGGCGGCCUCUAACAGGUAUUCGGUGUUCCUGAUUGGCUGGGAGCUGGGAGGGAGCAAAAACGUGGACUGGCCCACGGACUGGAUUGGGAAACACAGAAGUGGGGAAUGCCAUGAAAUCAGAAAUCAUUGUCAAAUGCUCAUGCAAAUAAUUUGCUUCGUGCUGCUCUUUACAGCAUCACCCUGAGUUCCAUCCGUUUUCUGUAACUGCUUGUCCUCUUCAGGCUUUCGGGGGGGGACUGGAGCCUAGGGAAGCACUGGGUACUCGUACACCUAGAGGCAAUUUGGAAACGUUAGCAUGUUCUUGCACCAUGGCGGGGGGGGGGUUAGGGAGACUGGAUUGUGCACCUGCAUGCACACACAUACAUACCUUGGUAACCACAGGGUGUCCUUGGACCAUGGGGGGAGUGGUAGCACCGGAGGAACAGGCACAGACUUGGAAUCCUGGUGCAGAUUCGAACCCGGGUCUCAGAGGUGUGAGGCGACUGUGCUAACCACUACACCAUCCUGCAGCCAUGUCCUGUUGGGUUUGAAUGUCAUUUUGUCUUUUUAAAUGGUCAGAGAUAUUUAAAAAAAGAUAGAUGCAGACCAUGGGGGGAGCACUGGCAGAGAUUUGAACCCGGGUCUCAGAGGUGUGAGGCGACUGUGCUAACCACUACACCAUCCUGCAGUCAUGGCUUGUUAGGUUUGAACGUACUUUUGUCUUUUUACAUGGUCAGCGAUAUUUAAAAAAAGGAUAUAUGCCCCUUGGGGGGAACACUGACAGAGAUUCGAACCCAGGUUUCAGAGGUGUGAGGCAACUGUGCUAACCACUACACUAUCCUGCUGCCACAUCAUUCUAGGUUUAAAUGUAAUUUUGUCUUUUUAAAUGGUCAGUUAAAGAUAUAUAUGGACCAUGGGGAGAGUGAAACCAGAGAAACAGGCACAGACAUAGAACCCUGGCGGAGAUUCGAACCCAGGUCUCAGCGGUGCGAGGCGACUGUGCUAACCACUACACCAUGGGGUAGCAUAAAUGUGUUCGAGCAUAAAUUUGUCUUUUUAAAUGGUCAGACAAAGAUACACAUGGACCGUGGGGGGAGAAGCGGCACCAGAAGAACAGGCACAGACAUGGAACUCUGGCGGAGAUUCGAACCCGGGUCUCUGCUAACCACGACACCAUGGGGUAGCAUAAAUGUGUCUGAGCGCAAAUUUGUCUUUUUAAAUGGUCAAAGAUACGAUUCCUCGAAUGUGAGCAAAAAUGUGUUGUCUUUAAUAUUCUGGGUUAUCUGUGAGCAAGUUGUGCAAGACAUCACAAGUGGCAAAUUUUUUAUAAACGUACACUUUUAUUUUGUAUAGAUUGAUAUUUAAGUGUACAAUGUAUUCCAAUGUGUGUUAUUAAUAAAGUAUAAAUUAAGAAGGA
Messenger RNA from Brienomyrus brachyistius, 4243 nucleotides. It is a transcript of the gene slc60a2b, whose product is annotated as major facilitator superfamily domain containing 4B. The transcript is spliced from 4 exons. Gene Ontology annotation, biological process: transmembrane transport. Bases 348 to 2210 code for a protein of 620 amino acids. The record is from RefSeq and is a predicted model, not a curated record. Lineage: Eukaryota; Metazoa; Chordata; Actinopteri; Osteoglossiformes; Mormyridae.